Messenger RNA from Paramecium sonneborni, 4642 nucleotides. Lineage: Eukaryota; Ciliophora; Oligohymenophorea; Peniculida; Parameciidae. The record is from the annotation of a GenBank genome assembly.
AUGUUCAUCAAAUAGCCUUAACAAAAACUAUAAACAAGAUCAAUAUCAAAUGUAUCAGGACAUUCAAAUGGAAGAAUGUAUGUUAUGCCUUCUAUAUAAAAUAAUACAAUAAAUGCUAUUUGGGAUAUCAAUCAAAUAGGAUAGGAAUUAGAUUGUCAUGAUGAUCCAAUAUUGCAUUAAGCAUUAGAGUUAAUUACCAAUCAAUAAGUCAAUUAAGCAAUACUACUUUUGAAUUAAAGUAUAUUUAAAUACAAAAAUCAUUCUAGUGAUAGUGGAUGGAAAGAAAUAUCUAGGCUAGCAAUCAUAGGUUUAAGUAAUUACAAAAGUGACUUUACUAAUAUGUUCUAGUGCUAUGUCUAUUCUUGAAAAUGAUCCUGCAUCUGCUUUAUUGUUAUUAUUGGGAUGUGAUUAAAUGUUUAAAGGAUUAACACCUAAAUAAUAAGGGUAUUUGAGAGUUCAAAUUCUUAAUGGAUUAGGUUGUUAUUACAGAAGAGUUGGAUAAUUGGAAAAAGCAUUAAAAGAAUUAGAAUGUGCUUUGGCAAUUAUUAGAAAAUAUAACUUAAAAGAAGUUGCAGUUACACAUCUAAAUUUAUCAGUUGUAUUAUCUUUAGUAGAAGAGUAUAUAUAAUUGUAUAUUAAUAUAAAGACAUGAAGGUGCUUUAGAGAAUGCAAAGAAAGCAGUUACCGAAAGUCACAAAGAGUAUCAAUAUUAUAUUAAGAAUCAUGUAUCGAUGUAGAGUUUUAAAUUUCAAAGAUGCGUAAGUUCAUUGGCUAUAUCAUUUUAUAAUGUAGGAGUUCAAGAAUAGCAUUUCUAAAAAUAUUAAUUUGCUUUAUAAGCAUAUGCAUCAGCUUUUAAAGUUGCUGAAGAUAAUCUUGGUAUUCAUCAUUACCUAACAAUUUAAUUGAAAAAUAUAUAUGAACAAUUUGCUAGAUAAUUAGCUAUAGCUGAAGCAUAAAAAAUUGCAAUUACUUCAUUAAAUCAUAAAUUUUAAAUUAGAGCUAAUAUUACAAGUCAAUAUGCACAAAGUGUAUUAAAAAACAAAACCUUAGAUACUACUAAAAAAGUAACUGAUAGGUUAUUUUAUUCAGAAACUCAAAAAUUUUAAAGACCAUAAUCAGCUAUUAUGAAUUAAAAUCAAACAACAAAAUUAAAAGCUUUUGAAAUUACUAAAAAGGAAGCAUUUACUAUUAAAAAAUAAAUGUCAGCAACCAAUAGAACUCAAAAUUAACUUAGUGAAGAUAAUUUAAAAACAGAAACUGAAAUUAUUGAUAAAGCUAAAGCUUUACAAUCUGAUAUAGAAAACUUAAGAACUGUAAAUUUGAUCAUCAUAUAUUUAGUUAGCUUAAAAGGAAUAAGAAGAAUUAAAAUUUAUCUAAGAUUAAAAGUAAAAAGAACUAUAAAAAUUAGAAGCUUUUCGCUAUAUGAAUUAAUAAAUUCAACAACAUAAACAAUAAAAAAAUACUAUAUAAACAUCGAGAGAAAUCAAGAAAUCUUCAGAAUAAUAAAAAUAAAUAUUUAAUACUGAUCCUUUUAUCUAAGAAUAAUUAGAUGAUAGUGAACCAUAACCUCUAGUUGCUAUUUAAACUCUGAAUGAUAAUAAAGAAUCAAAUGAUAUAGAAGAGGAAUAAUAUUUGACUCAUGUAUAAUCAAAUGAUAAAAAUCUUAGAAAUGAAAUUAAUUAAGAUUAUGAUAAAAAAAGAUCCUCUAUGACUUAAGAUGAAACACUAUAAAGUUUUACUAAGAAAUUAGAUUAUGACUAAGAAUCUACAAGUAAAAAUAAUUUUGGUUAACAAAAUAUAUCUUGUAAACACAUUGAUGAUCUCGAAGAAAUUGUUGAAGAUAUUAAUGAAGUUAAUUAAUAGUAAAAUUAAAAAAUCAUAGAAAAGAAUGUUGAAGAAAUCAUAAAUUAAAAAGCUCAAAAACUUAAUGAAGAUUAACAGCUUUAACAUAUCGUUUUCAUUUAAAAAUCUUGGAAAUCUAGUAAUUCAAACUUUUAAUCAAGAAUUUAAAAAAUAAAAUCCAAGUAUUAAUAAUCAAUUUAGUAUAAUUAUAUAAAAAUUAGAGAUCAAAAUGAUUUCAUUCAUAAUGGUUAUUUUUUUAUAGCAUGGAAUACAAAUUAAAUAUCACAGAUUGAUUUAAUAUUCUACGAUCUAUACAUUCUAAGGAAAUCAAAUAGAAAAAGUAAUGAUAUAUCAGAAAAAUUGGAUCAUAUCUUUAUACUUAGUUUAAGUUCUAAUUUUUAAGUGAACUAGGAAUAAAUUAUUCAAUUUGAAGAUGAACUACUACCACAUGUUACUAUAAACUCUUCUCAAUUAAUUCUACACUCAAUAGACCCUUAUAUUCAAUUUAAACAAAAAAAUAGUGAGAAUCAAAUUAGAUUUGAUUUUAAUUAAUAAAAAUUUGAAUACAUAUUCCCUAAAUCAGAAGACAAUCAAUAAAAUUAUAAUACUCCCGUUACUCUUGCAGAUAUAUAAUAAUUUAAUUCAGAUUCAAUUGUUGUUCAGAAAGAAGCUCAUAAAACUCCAGAUUAAAUUUUUUCUAAAGUAGAACCUUUUUAAGAUGUUCCAUUAGUUUAAGAAUAGGUUGAUGAAGAAGAGUGUAUUUAAAAAAAUUCAAACAGUUAAGUUGAAUCUAUAAAAGAAGAGUAAAAUGAGGAAGAAUAAAAUUAUAAUAAGGAAGGAUUUGCAGAGAAGGAAAACUCUGAUGAUGAAAAAAUUAAUUAAACUGGACAAUUUAAUAAUAACAUGUUUUCAUCUUAAGGGUUGUUAUCAGAAUAAGAAUUUGAUAAAAAUGAAUAAGUUAAUUAAAGAUAAUCACAAUAAAAUAAUUAAGAAAGUGAGAAGACUGAGAAAACUGAGAUAAAUUAAAAUUUAGAUUUUUCUCUUUAAUUAAAUUAGAUGAGUGCUAAUAAUUCUAUAUUAGGAUCUGUAAAUAUUAUUGAAUCAGAAAAUUAGAAUUAAUAAUAAACAGUUUUAAAAAAUUAUGUCCAAAAUUAAAAUAAAGAAAAAGUAUCAGCCAAUAACACAAUUAUUGAAGAGGAUGAAGAAGAAAAGAAAGAAUUAGAAGAUAAUGAAAUUUAAGUUGGAUAGAGUAAAGAUAAAAAUAAUUAACUUAUUAAUGGAACUCAGAAUAUCACAUCAAAGAAUGAAAUUUCUUAUAAUAAUCUUAAAGUUAGUGAGAAAUCAUAUUAAUAAAGUUAAUAAUCUCAAUCAUAAAUUAAUAGUUAAACAUCUAUAGAAUAGAAAUAUAAAACUUAAACUUUAGAGAUUCUAAAUGAUGAAAAGAAAAUUUAUGCAAAACAAGUAAGCCUACAAUUACCAGAUUUAAUGAGAGAUGAUAUUAGUUAAAUUUCGGAUGAAGAAAGUAUUAUGUAUUUUUCAAUAUUUAUUAGUGUCUCUAACAAAAAAUUAUGUAUUCGAAAAAGUUGGAACGAUUACUGGAAUUAAUAAAAAUGAUGGAUCACUAAUUUAGAUCAAUAUAUUUAUUAAUAGAACCAAAGAAUUAUUUUAAGCUAAAGCUGAAGAUUUUAAAGUAAAAUCUAUUUACUUUAAAGUUGAAAACAUUUAAAAAACGCUUAAGAAACCCUAAAAAUAUUUGAAAGGUUAUUUGGUGAAUUGGCAAAAAGAAAAUGUUUUAAAAGUUUAUACAAAAGCUCAUGAGAAGGCAGUAAUUAAACUUCAGAAAAAGUUUAAAUUUGAUCAUUAUAGAAGACAUAUAACUUUUAAAUUAGCUAAAUCAAAUAUAGAGGGGAGUUUAUAUGUAGGGUCAAGAAAAUAAGUUAUAUUUUUAGCAAUAGAAACAAAAAGUACAUAAUAAAGAAAUUCAUAUACAUUUAGAAAUGAAAUUUAUAGUUAGUUUGUAAAUAGAAUUUCUUUUAGAGUUCUUAAUAAUUUAAAAUAUUCUGAAGAGAAAGGGAUAUAUUUACUUUAAGAACCAUAACAUAGAAUAUUGGCAUAAAAUUUAUAAGGUAAAAAUAUAGAAAAAUAAUUUUAAGCUAAAAUAUUCAAGUUAUUAAAACCAGAGAAUGCAUUUGAAUUUAUAGGAUAUGGUUUGUUGAAUGGAAUAUAUGACUCAGUUCAUAAAAAAAUAAUAAUUGCAAGUGAUAAUCGUAAGACUCAGCCAUCAUAAAUUGAUAUUCCGAAAUCCAUAUAAGGGGAAUAAUUAGUUGAAUUUACCUAAAAUCUAUUGAAUAGAGUAAUAAAAAAAUAUUAAAUUUAGUCUUUUGUGAUUUAAUCAAAUAAUGAAAACUGUGUUGUAUAUUAUGAAGAAAAAGAUGAAAUGCAAGUGAAAAUAAUUUAAAAUAAAAUAUUUAAUUAUUAGACCAUCAGAAAGAUGAUUAUCAAUUAUAGUAAGAUACGUAAUGGUUAAAUAAUAUAAGAGGAAGUAACAAUUGAAUUAUAAAGAAAAUUAAAAAAAUAUUUUGGGAUAUUAUGUUAGAAGAAAUUUUAUGUGAUUGGCAAAUUGGAGGAGAAAUCAAUAAAAAAUUUAAUAACAAAUUUUAAUAGGAUUAUAAGUACCUUUAUUGUAAAUGAGAAUGAUCAAAUAGAAUUAGAUAUUGAUUCUAUUAAAGAUUUUAUAAAUGAAGGUGAAUUUACUAAUUUAUUGAGAAUGGAUCUUAAAAGCAUAAUUUAUUAGAUCUGA